CGUCGUCAAGGACUCGCGGCCUGCGCUGAGGCCGAGGGCGAACUAAGCCUACGGUCUUUCCUGGUCUCGCGGGGCGGAGCAUGACGCACCUCGACCGGCGGGGAGGCCAGGCCCGAGCGCCCCUAGACGGGGACGGUGAGGAGCAGCAGCAGCAAGAUACGAUGGCAAAGGAGAUGACGAUGGAAGAGAUGAUGAUGGAGGAGGAGGAGGAGGGCACCCGCUGGUGGGAGCUUUGCGCCGCGUUCACGGGCUCUGAGGCGGGGGACGUGGAGGUGGGCCGGGCCCUGUGGAGGUCGGCCUGCCUGGAGCCGCCGCUCGAGUCGCGUCUCGUCUCGGCCGACAUCGGGCAGCGGCUGCGGGUGGCGGACAGGGAGCGGGGUCCACCAGGAAGCGAUACUCAGGCACCACUUUCAACUGACGCAAAGGAGCAAGACUUUUCCAUGAAGACAAGGUUAAAAGAAAAAGUGGAAGAGAGGGCCAAAUAUGAAAAAUGUGCGAAACGUCGUCAGGAGAUUCUGACUUUGCUCCGUAAGCAAAGGGAAGACAGGAUGAAGAAAGAGCUGGUUUCCCUCCCAUACAAACCAAAGUGAUGCCGAACUGCACUGGUACGAACUGCACUCCACCCAACUCAAGGGUCCCCAUGUGAACGGGAUUCAUUAAUACAAAUGCGAGAUUGCCUCCGUCAACACACACCCAAGGGAUGACCAACAACAUGAGAGUGUGACGUUGGCAGUGAAUGUCUGACUGAUUGGUGUGACGUGAACAUGUGCUGUUUAGAGAAUUGGUGGCAUCUGUUUCGACAGCAAGACUGUUGGCUGUUUGUCCAUCAUAUAUUAUCAAACAUAAAAUCAGGCUUCGAACAAGGCCUCUAUUGUUUAUGCUGCGGUUAAUGUUGCCCUAAUUAUUCAACUGUGCAUGUUCCUACAGCAUGAAUAGUUUUAUACAUCACACAUUGCUGUGUUGUCAACUUAACCACUUUGUUCAAAUAAGACUUUCGCAUGCUAAAAUCAUAUAUCACCCCUUGAUGUGUGUACGGAGAUGUCGGUGUGGUUGAAACUGUUUCUGAUACAGGAGUCUUAUUCAUCAUUGUAACCACUCAUAACCACUAAACAAAAACUUUAAUAAAAAUACAAUGCUAAAUA
This is a messenger RNA of Lethenteron reissneri (Far Eastern brook lamprey), 1142 nucleotides long. RefSeq names its product HOATZ cilia and flagella associated protein (gene HOATZ). NCBI's taxonomy places the organism in Eukaryota, Metazoa, Chordata, Hyperoartia, Petromyzontiformes, Petromyzontidae. Gene Ontology annotation, biological process: cilium assembly. The record is from RefSeq and is a predicted model, not a curated record.